Messenger RNA from Aegilops tauschii subsp. strangulata, 2094 nucleotides. Its product is annotated as FBD-associated F-box protein At1g66310. NCBI's taxonomy places the organism in Eukaryota, Viridiplantae, Streptophyta, Magnoliopsida, Poales, Poaceae. The record is from RefSeq and is a predicted model, not a curated record. Gene Ontology annotation, molecular function: protein binding.
CAUCCAAGAGGCCGUUUCUGUAAAUUCUAGGGCUACUACUAUUUCCAAACGUGUGCGCUCAAUAUUCAAUCCUCGUCUCUGUCGUCUCCCUCACUCGCUGGCGGCGCUCCGUUUCCCCAAAUCUCACGCAAUCCCCUUCUCGCCGGCGGUUUCGGAUUACGCUUUAUACUCCGGUUGCCGGUCGUUGAUCCAGAACACAGAUAUACUCCCUAUAUAUAGUUUAGAAAACCUCUCGUCCCCGAUCCGAGCAAUUUCCAAUGUCGAUGCCGAAGGCUCUGUUUAAGCCCAACCGCAGUCGCGAUGCUCGCUACUCGAUUCGUCGUCGCGCCGGCGGAGGUAGCUUUCUCAUGGACAGGGCGAGGGGCAGUAGCACGAGCGGGGUGAGUCGAUUCCUGCGCCGGCGACGGCAGCUGCCGGCCCUCCGUGACGACCGGAUGAGCGACCUCUCCGACGAUCUGCUCCUCCUCGUCCUCCGCCGCCUCGACACCCGCACGGCGCUCGGCGCCGGGUUGAUCUCCAGACGCUGGGCGCACCUGCCCCGCCAGCUCCCCGCCUUGGACUUCAGGGUUAGCGACAUACUCCCGCCGCGCUACCACCGAUGGGUCCUCCUCCACCGCGACAUCUACAGCAGACGCCAGCCCAUGAGCCUGGAGCUCGUGCCUAACAUCAAGAGGUACGAGCGCCGUGCCAUGCGCGCCCUGAACAGCUCCGUCCAGGGCUUCUUGGAAGGAGCUCGACCUCGCUGCGGCGUCAAGAGACUGAACCUCGAGUUCUUCGCCACCGGUAACGGCUACGGCUGCUGCAUCAAUCGGCUCAUCGCGGAGGCCAUUGAUGCUUGGGGCGUCGACGACCUCGAGGCCAUCGCCAAGCCACUGUACAAGCAACAAGACCUCGUCCACGCCUUUCCGAGCCAUGGCCUGUGCAAGGAGCCCCGUGCGUCACGCCUGCAAAGCCUCAAGCUUGGAGGCUGCGUGCUCCCGCCUCUGCACGAGUACAGUUCACUUACCAUGCUCGUCCUGCGAGACAUACCGGAAUCCACGCCCCCGGCCGCCUACGAGGGUGUCUUCACCUCGUGCCCAAAGCUUUACACCCUGCACCUCAUCUCCUGUGGCUGCAGCAGCGACUCAGGCAUACGCUUGCCGGUGGUGGUGAACGCCCCCAGUUCAGAGAUCAGGGAACUUGUUGUGGACAGCUGCACAUUUCGGUGGAUACGGCUAAGGGCUCUCCCCUGUCUCGAGAGCCUAGCCUCCCUGGGAACCAGCAGAGUGUUCUUCGAGUAUACAUCAUUCCCCUCCAUGAGGCAAUGCAACUUCGCACUGCGCAUAGGUGUCACAAUGGAAGGCGCGCGUCAAUACUUUGCGCAUCAGCUGAAGCUGGAGCUUGACACGUUUCUUCGAUGCACACCAAAUAUAAUGAAUCUCAUUGUCCGGUUCACUGGUCCUGACAGAUGGAUCGUGCCGUCUAGCCCUCCCUUGUCAUAUUUGCCUAACCUGAGGCGGCUGCUGGUCGCGGAUGUUCCAUCUUCCUGGGAUGCCACAUGGCCUUGUCUUUUUCUUGAGAUGACACCUUCCCUGGAGAGCCUUCACAUCAACAUUGCCUCCUGCAAGGAGAAGCCCGGUGAAGAAAUUUCCUGGCAGCCCAGCAAGCUUGGGCUGCAUAACUUGAGGGAGUUUGUGGUUGCUGGUUUCCAGGGAACUAAAAGGCAGAUUUGCCUAGUCAAUCUCGUCGUGGGAGCAUGCACAGCGUUGCGCCAUGUUGCCAUGUUCAAGAACGGUCAUGCAAGGGGCAAGGGACUCUGGGACUGGGAGAUGGUUACCCAGCAACAAUCAUGGACGGACGAGGAGAAGGACUACACGCUGAAGCAAAUCAUGGAUGGGGUUUCUUCCUCUGCUGUUCAACUAGUUUUUGGCUGAAUUUUCUCACAUUUCUUACAGGCCUCUCAUUUAGUGCUCCUUAUCCUUCUAUUUAUUCAAUGUAAGUUAUGAUCUAUGACACAAGUAGUGUGUCUCUUCGUGCUUUCCUUUCCUGUUCCAGGCAGUGUGUUUAUUUUCCAAUAAACCUGAAUAAUUUGUGGCAUUAAGUUUUCCAUGUCCA